CGUUCCUGCGCUGCUCGGAUAAAACGUGCUUCGCGCGCGCCGUGGUGCAGACGGCUUUUUGGCUCUUGAUAUCUCAGACACGCUUCAUUUAUGUUGCAGAAUAUUUUGAUCAUGAAGCUUCUGUUUCUCUUUGUCGUGACUUUGUCCCUCUGCGCAGAAAGCAAAUCCUUGCCACAAGGACAAGAUGGCAAGAAGGAAGACCUGUUCAUGCGGUGUUUGUUUGAGGUUCUUACUAAAGCAGUAUCCAAACCAGAUGGUACAUCUCUCGAACCAGAAUGUAAAGACAUUCUUCAAAAGCAAGAUUUCAGCCACAGUCUGCUUAUGAUAAAGAAUGAAGAGGAAAUGAAAGGUGAUGAAGCACAAGGAAGUAAGUCCAAUGCCAGGGCACAAGAACUCAUUAAAGAAUUUCUCAAGACAAAAGAAGAAAAGCGUGAUGACAUGGAUGAGGCAGAACGGAGCCAGGAAGAAUUUCCCAAUUAUUACAAAAGACAUAAUUUUUUAACAAGCAAAGAAAAACGGGAAUACGCAGACUAUGACAGAAGCCAAGAGGAAUUCCCUCAAAAAAGACACAAUUUACUUUACAGAAAGGACAAGCGUGAGUAUCAGGAUGAUGAGCGAAGCCAAGAAGAAUUUCCAAUUUAUGAGCAAAAAAGGCACCUUUUCUUGACCAGCAAGGAAAAGCGUGAUGAACCCGACUAUGAUCGAAGCCAGGAAGACUUCCCAAGCUAUGUGUAUAAAAGGUACCAUGAUGAAGAUGGGGGAACAGAGAAGCAAUUUUUAAAACCUCACAAAUACCAUAACAAAUUUUAUGAUGACGCCUCAAAUGAAGAUUUUGCAGAACCUAACUCCAGUGAAAAGCGGUUAGACGAAGAUGAUAGUGCUAAGCCAUACUGGAAUCCCAUUUCACCAUACCACCACAAGAAACACUACAAACAUGGUGGUGAAUCCUCUGAUGAAGAAAUGGGGAGUGAGAAAAAAGACAAAAGGGUCUCAUGGACCAUAGGGUCAGAGGAGAGGUCAGAGGAGAAUGAAGAGAAGGAUAAAAGAUUCUGGAAGCCAAGCUAUAAGAACCACCACAUGAAGCCCUUUUACAGACAGGGUCAAUUUGAGAAUGAAAAUGAAGCAAAGCUCCACCACUCACUGGAAGCUUCCGAGCGCCGCUCACCUGAGGAAGAAGAGGAAGAGCUAAUUGCCCAAGAGCUAAAUGAAAACAAUCAUCAUUAUGAGAGCCAAGAAGAGCAGAAAAGGCACCACAGUGAUGCAGAAGGAAAGAAUCAGGAGAGGGAGGCAGAGCUGAAAUACCUAACCAAGAAAAGAAAUGAGCUGGAAGAACGCCUCCUGAAAGAUGGUGAGGUUUAUGAGAAACGCAAUCCCUGGAUUUACAGAGAAUAUUAUCAUCCAGCCUGGUAUAAGCGGAGUGCUGGGGGAAACAAAGGCCCAGUGGGCCCAUCACAGAAACUGGAGGAGCUUGCCAAUGCCCUCCGAUACAAGACAGGUCUUCUUUCUGAAAAAGAGUCAAUUGAAGCGGAAAAGGCUUACCUUCACCAGAGGGCUCUUACUCCAGAAGAGCUGAAAGACCUUGAGAAACUUGCCUCUGUGGAGCAACGAGCACAAAUAAACUAGCCUUGGUUGAAAGCACAAGUGAACCAGCCAUACAAGAAAAAUCUCACACCCCUUAAUUAUAACGUUCCAGAAGCUUUGUGUGAUGCUGCUUUGGGCUGCUUUUGGAUUAAUUAAUGCACUCAUAACUGUGUUUGUUUAUAGCACUUUUUUAAUGCAAAAAUGUUUGACUGUAACGGCCUUAUAGUAGUUGCCUGCUUUAACAAAAUACAGCCUAAUUAUUUAUUAGAUUAAGCUUUAUCUGUAAGAAUCAUACAAAGAAAAAGCGUUAAAAAAUGAAUGCUGAUUAUUGUUUUUCAUAUAUACUUGUUAAAUAUAUUGUUCAAAAUCAAGAGCAUGCCAUCUGUUUAAUACGUGUUCCCAAGUCUGGAUAACCUGCCCUCCUAUAUAUUCAUGUUUGCUAUGGUUGUAUGCAUGUAAUAAAAAUAUUACAGUGGGA
This is a messenger RNA of Clarias gariepinus (North African catfish), 2059 nucleotides long. RefSeq names its product chromogranin B (gene chgb). Lineage: Eukaryota; Metazoa; Chordata; Actinopteri; Siluriformes; Clariidae. The record is from RefSeq and is a predicted model, not a curated record. The transcript has 5 exons. Bases 91 to 1623 code for a protein of 510 amino acids. Gene Ontology annotation, cellular component: secretory granule.